This is a messenger RNA of Herpailurus yagouaroundi (jaguarundi), 1760 nucleotides long. It is a transcript of the gene SBK2, whose product is annotated as SH3 domain binding kinase family member 2. The transcript has 5 exons. NCBI's taxonomy places the organism in Eukaryota, Metazoa, Chordata, Mammalia, Carnivora, Felidae. Gene Ontology annotation, biological process: protein phosphorylation. Gene Ontology annotation, molecular function: protein serine/threonine kinase activity; ATP binding. Bases 220 to 1269 code for a protein of 349 amino acids. The record is from RefSeq and is a predicted model, not a curated record.
GCAGGCCUCUGCUGGCAUGGGAUCUAGUGCUGGGCACUGACCACAGCAGGCAGCGAAGGGUCGGGCAAGCUUUGGAGAAGGUCCCAGCGUCACCACGGCCCUGGCGUGCGCAGCCGCCCUCCCCAGCCCCUGGAGGCAGAGAACACCUGUUUGCUCUUAGGCGAAAGAGGCUACUCAUCCACCCCCAGGGCCCAAGUCUGUUUGCUUUGGAAACAAGAGAUGCCCGGCAAACAGUCAGAUGAGGAACAGGUGGAGACGGGGGCUGCGGAGAACUUGGCCGAGGAGGACCUAGGGGGCCUCACGGCAGAGGAGCUCCGGCAGGGCCAGGAGGCAGCCCUGGAGCUAGAGGACAUGAUGGCGCUAAGUGCCCAGACCCUGGUCCGAGCCGAGGUGGACGAGCUUUACCAGCAAGUGCGUCCCCUGGGCCAGGGCCGCUUCGGCCGGGUCCUGCUGGUCACCCAUCGCCAGAAAGGCACUACCCUGGCCCUGAAGGAACUCCCAAAGGCCUCCACGUCUCUCCGCGGCUUCCUGUAUGAGUUCUGCGUGGGCCUCUCGCUGGGCACACAUUCGGCCAUAGUAGCGACCUACGGCAUCGGCAUCGAGUCCGCCACCUCCUACAGCUUCCUGACGGAGCCUGUCCUGUGUGGGGACCUCAUCACCUUCAUCCAGCCCAAGGUGGGCCUCCCGCAGCCUGCCGUACAGCGCUGCGCGGCUCAGCUGGCCUCAGCCCUGGAGCACAUCCACUCCCGCGGCCUGGUGUACCGGGACGUCAAGCCCGAGAACGUGCUGGUGUGCGACCCUGCCUGCCAGCGGGUCAAACUGACCGACUUCGGCCACACGCGGCCCCGCGGGACCCUGCUGCGCCUGACCGGGCCGCCCAUCCCUUACACGGCCCCCGAGCUCUGCUGCCCCCCACCCCUCCCCGAGGGCCUGCCCAUCCAGCCUGCCCUGGACGCCUGGGCGCUGGGGGUCCUGCUCUUCUGCCUCCUCACCGGCUACUUCCCCUGGGACCAGCCCCUGGCCGAGGCCGACCCCUUCUACGACGACUUCCUCAUCUGGCAGGCGUCCGGCCAGCCCCAGGACCGUCCGCAGCCCUGGUUCGGCCUGACGCCGGCGGCGGACAGUCUCCUGUGGGGGCUGCUGGAUCCUCGCCCCCGCAAGAGGAGCCCCGUGGGCUCCGUCCAGGACUACCUGGGGCGUCCCUGGAGGCAGCGGGAGGGGGAGGCUGAGGAGGUGGAUGAGGGGGACGGACAGGAGGAUGGAGAGUGAGCGGGCACAGCCUGAGCCCACCUUCCUGCAGAGACUCUGGAAGGGAGCCGGGUGGGCCCCACAUCCUGAGGUCUCCUCCGCCUUCACGGGGUGGCUUGUGGCUUCCCUCUCACCUCUUUGCCCCUCUCAGCCUUCCUUUCCUCCCGCACGGGCAUUCCGUGUCCCUCGCGUGGCCUGGGGGGCCUCCGUGUCACCGUCGCCAUCUGCCCCGGGGCUUUGGCAAACGCCGUUGCCUUUGCCUGUGGUCUCCUGGCUCGUUUCCUCACCUCCCGCUCCUCAGUGAAGCCCCCCACCCCCCACCGGGCAGCCGCAUGUCUUCACUCUCUGGCCCCCUUCCCUCUGUGACAUACACGUGGGUCUGUGUCCUGCUGGGGCACAGGGGUCCAGCCUGUCCUGGGGGGUCCCCCACGUAGCUGUCGCUGUCCUGGUCCAUAGCAAGGGGCCGGGGAAUGUGUGUACAAUAAACGAACCCGUCUGGUUUGUGUCCCUGU